AUGUCUUACAACAAGCCCACCAGCCCGCCCCCUUCCUACCCUGCCCCCGUCUACGAAAAUGCCGCUUCGCACCCGGGCUCCCCACCUCCCCAAGGCGCUGCCCAGGACUUCUACGGCCAGGGUGGCCAGGGCGGCCAGGGAUUCUAUCCCCAGCAACAAGGCUACGGACCCCCGCAGCAGCAGGGCUACUAUCAGCAACCCCAGGGCCAGAUGUACUACCCGCCGCAACAGGGCUACCCACCUCAACAGGGCUAUCCCCCUCAGCAGGGCUACUAUGCCGGUGAUCGCAGAAACGAUGGCGGUGCCUCGGGCGGCCUAUGUGCCGGUAUUAUGGCGGCUUUGGCUUGUUGCUGCUGCUUGGACCUCCUGUUUUAA
Molecule: messenger RNA, 375 nt
Organism: Penicillium canariense
Lineage: Eukaryota; Fungi; Ascomycota; Eurotiomycetes; Eurotiales; Aspergillaceae
Exons: 2
Coding region: 1-375 (124 amino acids)
Source: RefSeq, a predicted model, not a curated record